Molecule: messenger RNA, 1396 nt
Organism: Rhinichthys klamathensis goyatoka
Lineage: Eukaryota; Metazoa; Chordata; Actinopteri; Cypriniformes; Leuciscidae
Gene: phospho1
Product: phosphoethanolamine/phosphocholine phosphatase 1
Exons: 3
Coding region: 234-1085 (283 amino acids)
Molecular function (GO): phosphatase activity
Source: RefSeq, a predicted model, not a curated record
UGAGAGGCGUGGCCCAUCCGACGCGCGUCACUGUUGUUGAAUAAAGCACGAUCGGACCAUACAUCUGCAGCACUUUUGAGCAGCCGGGCGGACAGACGCAGAAACAGCGAUCGGUGAUGAACAACUAUACAGCGAAAGGUUGACACUGUGCAGCGGCGCGUUGAAGGUGAAAACCGAGGAGGAGCAGAAGACAGAGAAGAAAAAGACAUCUGUGCUGUUCUUCCCUCCUGUCCAUGAUGCGGGACUCUGUCUUCAACUGCUGCGUUUCCCCAGCCCAUCCCCCUGGAGGAGUGGAGGAGCACCACCAACAUAGAAGCAGAGCUCACACUCCGCCGCCUAAUGAUAGGCGUUUCCUUAUAUUCUUUGACUUUGACGAGACCCUGGUGGAUGAGUGCACUGACGACUCUAUAGUAACUGUGGCGCCAGGUGGAGUCCUGCCCGGCUGGCUGAAGGACACUUACCGUUCUGGCCACUACAAUGAGUACAUGCAGCGUGUGCUGGCCUACCUCGCCGAACAGGGCAUCACCCCGGCAGCUAUUCGAGACACAGUGGAGAAGCUCCCUCCUUGCCCAGGCAUCCCCACUUUGAUGCAAUUCCUGCUUUCCCAGCCAUCAAGGGACUUUGAAGUGGUUUGCGUGUCUGAUGCCAAUACUGUCUUCAUCGAGACGUGGCUGCAGCACCUAGGCUUCCGCCCACUGUUUCUGCGUAUUUUCACCAACCCGGCUCACUUUGAUGAUAAUGGGCAGCUGCAGCUUCGGCCCUUCCACUCCCAUGAGUGCCUGCGGUGCCCAGCAAACAUGUGCAAAGCAGUGGUGGUAAGGCAGUAUGUGGCCCAGCGCAUGCGUGAGAGAGGCGGGCGGGCCUAUCAGAAGGUUCUGUAUGUGGGCGAUGGGGCCAAUGACUUUUGCCCAUCACUCACUCUGUCACCGGGUGAUAUAGCAUUCCCACGCCGGGACUUCCCAAUGCAUAAACUGAUUCAAGAGAUGGAGGAAGCCAAACCUGGAGAGUUCAAGGCAAGUGUGGUGCCCUGGAACAGUGGAGAGGAUGUCAUCAACACCCUGAGGAAGAUAAUAGAGAGGCCCUAAAUAUAUAAUACACUUAAAUAAGGCCCUCAAUAUGUUCACAGAUUUCUUGUUACAUUCCAAACUCUAAUAUGUAUCACCUUAGUUCUGUUGAUUGAAACUGCCAUACUCAGACACAUAAUAAUGACUCCAUUAUUAACAACAAUAUGAGUUAAGGAUCUUUUAAUAAGAUCCGCAGUUAAUGACUGUGUACCAUUCAAAUGACACUACAAUAAACUGUACUUUGAAAAUGUUAAGCCAUCUAAAAGCUUUACGCAGACUUACAGUAUAUUCACAUUUACAGAUAUGAGCAUGAAUAUAUGUGUGUGACUAUC